Messenger RNA from Xiphias gladius (swordfish), 3496 nucleotides. RefSeq names its product solute carrier family 52 member 3 (gene slc52a3-1). Gene Ontology annotation, molecular function: riboflavin transmembrane transporter activity. NCBI's taxonomy places the organism in Eukaryota, Metazoa, Chordata, Actinopteri, Istiophoriformes, Xiphiidae. The transcript is spliced from 4 exons. Gene Ontology annotation, cellular component: plasma membrane. Bases 544 to 1887 code for a protein of 447 amino acids. Gene Ontology annotation, biological process: riboflavin transport. The record is from RefSeq and is a predicted model, not a curated record.
UGUCCAAGUCUAUCACAAACCAUACACCGUAAUUUUGGUUAAAAUUCCUUUGAGCCCAGUAACUCAACCCCCCCUCCGGUAAUGUUAAUCCCGUCAGAAUGGGCGUGUAGACGGUCAAAAACAACUACCGUAGCCCACUGUUGUUGUUUUUUCUCUCUCCUGCUGGGGCGGGCAAAAUGUGUGCGAGCCAAAAUGUCACGGGCACCUCGAGGGUGCUUUAUUGACUUGACCUCGUUAAGAGGCGGGUGCAGCGAGGGACGGCUCCAGACGGGAUUCAGACACUGCCCCCCCCCCCUCCGUCAUCCAGUGGAGCCGAACGGUGGCUGCGGCGGACUCUGACCCAACCAGGCGCCAUGUGAUUUCCAUCGGCGUGUGCGUGUUGGGAAGGUGAUCUGCCACCGACCUGUGGGGCGAGAUAACAGCGGGUCGUAUACAGCACCUCCGGCGGCUCGGGAGACGCAUAUCUUCAAAAUUCCCAACUCCCUUUGGGCAGAGCGUUCCUUCUUCCUCUUCAGCGUUUCACCAGACUGAUCCGGCCGCAGCAUGGCUCUGCUCGUCCACAUGCUGGCCUGUGCCUUUGGCCUGGGCUCUUGGGUGGCAGUGAACGGCCUGUGGGUGGAACUGCCGCUCAUCGUCAACACGCUCCCUGAGGGAUGGGAGCUCCCCUCGUACCUGACGGUCAUCAUCCAGCUGGCCAACCUGGGACCUCUGCUGGUUACUCUCAUGCACAAACUGUGCCCGGGUCGUCUUAAAGAGCAUGUUGUCAUUUACCUCAUCCUCUCCAUCGGUGUCCUUUCCUGCAUCCUGCUUGCCUUCUUCUGGGACAAGACUAUGAUUGUGGCCGGGGAAUCACAUAGCACCGCCUUCUUCAUCAUCACGUUCUUCCUCUCCCUGGUGGACUGUACCUCCUCGGUUACCUUCCUGCCUUUCAUGAUGCAGCUUCCAGCAAAGUACAUCACCACAUAUUUUAUCGGAGAAGGGCUAAGUGGUUUCAUUCCCGGCGUAGUCGCUUUGGCACAAGGCGUGGGCAUCGCCAAGUGUGUCAACUCCUCUCAGUCUGUAGCGAACCAGACAGAUGGAAACAUGUGGUCCGUACACACACAGUAUCUUCCCCCAAACUUUUCCACCGAGGUGUUUUUCUUCUUCCUGGCAGCCAUGAUGUGCAUAAGUCUGGCUGCUUUUACUGCGCUGAACAGGCUUCCUCGGACAUACGAGCUGUCCUCUGAAAACCUCGUCCCAGACGCUGUGGCAUCUGUCGGCUCUGGCCUGGACAACCCCGGAGCAGAGAGUGACGGAGAGCGUGUGAAGUGCCAGGGUGAAGGUGCAGCCCAGUGCAGGCCUCUGCUGGCCGGGCCGGAACACUCCGUUUACCAGCUGACCUUCAUCUACUUUCUGGUGGUGUGGGUUAAUGCCGCCACCAACGGCCUGCUGCCCUCUGUGCAGACGUACUCCUGCAUGCCCUAUGGUAACCUGGCCUAUCACCUCUCUGCUGCUCUGGCAUCAGUGGCCAACCCAAUGGCCUGCACCAUCGCGAUGUUCUUCCAGAACAGGUCACUGGUGUUUCUUGGUGUGCUGACGGCGUUGGGGACGGGAUUUGGCAGCUACAACAUGGCUAUGGCAGCUAUGAGUCCGUGUCCCUUGCUCCAAGGAUCUGUGGCGGGAGAGAUCGUCAUUGUGCUCUCAUGGCUCCUCUUCACUGGCACGCUGUCGUAUGUCAAAGUAAUGGUGGGCGUCAUCCUCCGAGAUCGGAGCCACAGCGCCCUGGUUUGGUGUGGAGCUGCGGCGCAGAUGGGCUCACUAGUCGGCUCGGUCACCAUGUUCCCGCUGGUAAACGUCUACCGGCUGUUUAAGUCGGGAGACUUCUGCAGCACUGAAUGUCCUUUAUGACAGUUAGUCUGAGAACCACAGUACUGAAAGGAGGCUGGAGAAACUUUGAAGCCUCCUAGUUCGACAUUUUGGGAAUUAAGCUUAUUCGGUGUCUUGGAGAGAGUUAGAUGAAAAGAUCGAUACAACUCUCAUAUCUGUGUGUUACGUAUGGCGCUAGAGGUGGGGGUCAGUUAGCUUAGCUUAGCAUAAAGACUGGGAGCAGCCGCUAGCCUGGCUCUCUCCAACGUACUAAAAUCCACCUGCCAGCACCUCUAAAGCUCGCUACUUAACAUGUUGUGUCUUGUCGGUUAAAAUCGAGCACAAACCGAAAUAUAUAAAAACGACAUGUUGUGGUUUUAUGGGGAAUUUCUUGACAACCACACGCCGUGUCCGGACCGAGAUAUAUCUCCAGCCAGCAACUUCCCAUGAAACCACAACUUGUCGUUUUUACAUUUUGUUUUUUGUACAGAUUAAACAAAACGAGAUAUGACGUGAACUAAUGAGUCUUAAAGGUGCUGGUAAACUGAUUUUAUUACCUUUAGACAGAGCCAGGAUAUCCGCUUCCCCCCUGGAUCCAGUCUUGGUGCUAAGCUAAGCUAACCGGUAGCUGGCUGUAGCUUCAUAUUUAAGGUACAGUCUUGAGAUGUUCUACUGAUCUUCUCACUGAACUGUCCGCAAGAAAGCGCAUGAGCGUAUUUUCUCAAAAUGUAGAACUAUUCCUUGGAUGUUCUUCCGCAUCCUUCAGCCUUUUCUUUUUUGUUUUUCUAAAAAAUUUAAAUAUAAGAAGUUCAACACUGAAAUGUAGCUCUUUAAUCAUUCUCUUGCCAAACAGUGCAUUGCACCAGUGAUGAAACUGUUAGCUUGUUUGCCCAGCAGAUGGCGCAAGCACACUUCCACAAUCUGUUACUCCACAUUCUGCAGGCACCCACUGACCUCAAUCCCUGCACACGAAACACAUGUAUUCUGUGUACCUGAGAAAAUAAAGCGAAGAAUUUAAUGCUGAUGUUUUUACACCUAUUAUAUGGCAUAUUAACCUUCAAAUAAAAUCAAAUUCCUGCAAGUAUAAAAUGUAAAAUGAUUGUAAAAACAGAUUGUUGAUGCAUUUUACCGCUGUGAAUAUAACAGAGAGGCAGUCAGGAUAUGGCUACAUAUGGUAUUAUACUACCUACUCCAGCUCAGGAAGAAUAGGUGGGGUGUAAUGUAGUCGUCUCGCCCUUGUGAAAUGCAGGUGCAUGCGCUACACAGAAUGUGAACGACAUCACACAGCACAACGCAAGUCCUGCACUAAAUAUGAACUUGAAUAGUUGUUGUUUUGUACCAACUGGUGGAAAAUAACUAAAUUGAUUUACUCAAGGGUCAUUCUUAAGUACAUUUUUGAGGUACUUGUACUUGAGUAUUUUAAUCUUUUGUUGCUUUACACUUUACGAAGGGAAAUAUUGCACUUUUUACUACACAUGAAUUUUGACAGCUAUACUUACUAGUAAUUUACAGAUUCAGAUAAUACAAAAAUAUAAUCAACUAAUAAAUUAUGAUGUAUUACUAUAUAUUAAGCUUCCGACUGUAAUAUUUUGUCACCACCCCUGUAAACUGACUAUUAUGUAGUCCAGCAGAUAGUUUCAAAUUUAAUUAA